UACAUGAAUGUGUGCCUAUGGCCCAUUUUUUAUGGCAAAGCUUGAGCGAAGAGGCAUACUUUUUUGACCAAACUAAAAAACAUCAUCCUUACUUUAAUCAACAUCCUCUGUUACCAUAUUAAAAAAUUAGAGCGUUAAAUAGGAUUCCAGCUUGUUAAAACGUGAUUGCCAAACUCGAACCAUUGACUUUUCUAUUUUCACACUAAUCUAGUUGUCAUACUUUUCGUUAAUGAUUUGUUCGAAAUUUUUGUGAGGAACCCACGUUUUUUCGGUAUAAGAAAUUUGAAUGCAGGACCUCCGACACACCUCGGAUAGUUGUAACUGACACCUUAUUACAUUACAAAAAAUUUGUUGUCAUAAUGUUAUCAAAAUAUUUAAAUAUAGGAGCUAUCGGACUUCAGAAUAGUUAGCUAAUUAGUUGGUUGUAUAGGAAUAAACAAUUAUUUGGCUACUUAAUACGUAGUGAAUAUUAAAAGAGAUAUCUAUCAUCCUAGAGAUAGCCUCGGUAAUUUUAAGGAGAAUUAAAUUGAUUAAUAAGCUAGUUGAGUCAAGUAAUCAGAUAGUGAAUUCCAUGUUUGUCUUUCCCCGUAGCUUCUUUCAUAUUUUUUCCUUGAUGUUAAGCUCAUAUGGUCUUUUGUACAAGAGAAAAUAUUCAAUUUUUGUACAUGUUUUUAUGAACUUUUAGGGUAGUUUAGAUUAAUGAUGCUGCAACUCGUGCUAACUCAUUUGCAUGAGUUAAACCAAGUUUCAAAGUCGAUUAACACAAAGAUGUUGAUGGGUUAAGAUGUCUUCUGCCCGCGAUAAUUUCAUUUAGGGAUUGUGCUCUAAAUAACAAUUAACAAGUGUAAAUGCCACUAAAAGGUUGCUGAAUUCCUUUUAGAUAGGUUUUCGUUGUCUCCAUUAAGAAACUUUCUUUACCAUGCAAAGUUACAAUCAACAGCACCUCUUGCAAUCCCAAAGGUUCGAAAAUCAAUUAAUACCAUACUAAUUAGUAUUACUUUUUCAACAAUUUUGCAUGCUGUUAUUUGCCAUUUCAUUUGCAGCCUAAGGAUCUGUUAGAAAAUUCUCAUACAACACCAUUAGACAAUUCUGUUGUUGAGAUUGAACUUCUUUACUGGUAGUGAUGUUCUAUUUAAUAUUACACCAUAAACUCCAUCAAUUAACAAGCAUUUUACCACUAAAAAAUUAAUUGAUACCACAUUGAUUAUUUUCAAGUAGUGGUAGUGAUUUAUUAGACCAACUUAACCAUAUUAAUUAAAUUGGUUUAAACUGGACCUAAAUGAUGGUAUCUUGGACUUCAUACAUGGUAUCACAACACACACAUCUUGACCCACCAAACACUCACCUGUCAAACAUGAUAUUAUCCAAGGGGUCAAGCACGAUUUCAUGGAAGGGGGUCAAGGGUCGACCACUCAAGCAUGCAUUGUGGAGGCGGAAUUUGGUUAAGUGUUGAGACCAAACCACAAGGAUCAAAGGAGGGUAAAUUUGGCUAAGUGUUGGGACCCAACCAUAAGGGGGUUAAACAUGACAUCAUCCAAGGCGGUCAAGCCUGAUGUCAUGCAAGGAGGCUUCGCAUUCAAGCAUUUAACCACCCACGUACCAAUCACCUUGAGGGUCAAGCACCAGGGUGCCAAGCAUGACGCCAUGCCAAGGGGGUAUACACGAUGCACCCUCAUCCCCAGUAGUCACGCAUGCUAGGCUUCAUGGGUAGUCAUGCAUGGUACCUUAGUAGACAAGGUCAUUAAGUUUCUAAGUGUCAGCCAUGUAUAUCAUGACUAUAAAUAUGAGAAACGAAGACAAAGAAGAGGUUACACAACCAAACACUUGGCACACUAUGUCAAGCUUAUCGUUUUCUCUGCAAACUAGCCAUAACUUUUAGUUUUCGGAGGUCUCACUGAACCUCCAUAGGAAUAGGUGUAAUUAACUUAGUUUGUUCCCAAAAAACCAUCAAACACCCUCGUUCGAACAUUGUUCGCAGAGGUGUGAACUGUAUUAAUUUUCAUUGUUCAAGAAGUCAAGGUCAUUAAUUGAGUACAACCAGCUUAUAUGUUGGUGUUGAAAAAACAUACGAGAAAAUGAAAAACUAUUAAUACCAAGUGGAUCCUGCAUUUAUAUAAUUUAUUUAAAUACAAUCUUAUCUAUAUUCUCCAUCUAUAUUUGAAUAAAAAUACUAAAUUACAAACAAAAUGAGAAAUCAUCUUACCGAUUUUAAUUAGUGUUUCAUAUCAAUGAUUUUAAUUAGGGUUUUGUCUAAUUAUAAUUGAACCUCAUUGUCCCGGUUGCCAUUUUGACAACAAUCAACAACUCCUACCGAUGGAUGCCUGAAAUUCCACUCACGCCGGAACUCACAGCCCUCCCACUUUUCCCGGUCGUGUAAAGCAGUAUAAAAAAACCAUCCCAAUCCUUUCGCACCGCCGCCGGCGUUGCCCCAUCCUAAAAACCCGCCACCGCCGAAGCCAUGAACUUUAGCCCCAUAGCUCAAGAUAUCUGCCUCACCAUUCCUCAUAUUUCCUCAAACCCUAAUCUACUCUCAAGUCUCUCUUCCCACAUGCGCCUUUCUCUUCUAUCCCCUCCUCUCUCCUUCCUCCGCUCCCUCGCCGGCUCCUUCUCUCACCUCCCCCGCCGCCGUUCCCUCUGCAACUACUGUACGCACUACCAACGCCGGCUCUUCCUACGGUCUCACCCGGGGGCAGCUAAAGCCAAUCAGCCUUUUCCCUCACUUCAGCAGGUGAACUGUCUCAGUCAUUCCGUCGAACAGUUGGCGUGCGAACCGCAGAGUUCAGAACCUCUGAAAAACUGGGACUUCUCGAAUUAUGACGACAGUGGGAGCGAUGUGUUUAAGCUCGAUGAGCAGCCGGGAGCUUUCAAGUUCGAAGGUGGAGACGCGGUACUUGCGGGUAGGGACACGAAGCACUUGGAGUCCCCUGGAGUGGAGGUGAAGGAGUUGGAAGAGGUGCCAGAGCAAUGGCGGAGGUCGAGACUGGCGUGGCUGUGCAAGGAGCUUCCGGCGCACAACUCAGGGUCCGUGGUGCGGAUUCUGAAUGGCCAGAGGAAAUGGAUGAGGCAGGAUGAUGCUACUUACGUUGUAGUUCAUUGCACACGCAUCCGCGAGAACGAGGCUGCUUUCAAGGUUUACAAGUGGAUGAUGCUGCAACGAUGGUACCGAUUUGAUUUUGCUUUGGCUACGAAGCUAGCGGAUUACUUGGGCAAGGAGCGGAAGUUCUUAAGAUGUCGAGAAAUAUUCGAUGAUAUCAUCAAUCAAGGUCGAGUGCCUAGUGAAUCAACUUUCCACAUUUUGGUUGUUGCAUAUCUUGGUGCAUCCAUUGAAGGUUGCUUGGAUGAAGCAUGUACCAUUUACAAUCGGAUGAUUCAGUUGGGAGGCUAUAGCCCACGACUCAGUCUGCACAAUUCUCUUUUCAAAGCCCUGGUAGCCAAACCUGGAUACGAAUCAAAGAAUUAUCUCAAACAGGCAGAGUUCAUUUACCAUAACUUGGUGACAACUGGACUCGAGGUACAAAAGGAUAUAUAUGGCGGCCUAAUUUGGCUACACAGCUAUCAGGAAGUUAUCGACAAAGAGAGAAUUAUGCAAUUGAGGGAAGAGAUGGGGAAAGCGGGAAUAGAGGAAGGCAAAGAUGUGCUGGUGUCUAUCUUGAGAGCAUGCUCAAAGGACGGCGAUGUGGAGGAAGCUGAAAAGACUUGGCUCAAACUCAUCAGUUGUAAUGGUGGCAUCCCUUCUCUGGCUUUGGUAUACAGAAUGGAAUUAUUUGCAAAGGCAGGGGAACCCAUGAAGUCCCUGGAGACAUUCAGGAGCAUGCAAGAGCUUUUAAAGGGUGCUACUAUUACAGGCUAUCAGAAGAUAAUAGAGGUCCUGUGUAAUGCUCAACAUGUGGAACUUGCAGAACUGCAUAUGGAAGGACUGGUUCAGAGUGGUCUGAAGCCCCUUACACCAUCAUAUGUAGAAAUGACGACCAUGUACCUCGACUUAAGCAUGCAUGAAAAGGUCGAAUCGACCUUCCUUCAGUGCCUGGAGAAAUGCCGGCCUAACCGGGCUAUCUACAAUAUUUACUUGGAUUCGUUGCUGAAAGCAGGAAACUUUUCUAAAGCAGAGGAGAUAUUCAACCACAUGCAGAGUAUUGAAGCAAUUGGAGUUGGCCCCGGAUCAUGUAACACCAUUCUUUCUGGGUAUCUUGCAUCUGGAAACCAUUUGAAAGCAGAGAAGGUAUAUGACUUUAUGUGCAAGAAGAGGUAUGAUGUUGAACCAUCAUCAAUGGAGAAGCUGGAAUAUGUACUGAGCUUGACAAGGAAAGAAGUGAAGAAGCCAGUGAGCCUCAAGUUGAGUGCUGAGCAAAGAGAAGCUUUGGUUGGAUUACUGCUGGGUGGUCUGCAAAUUGACUCGGAUGAACCGAGGAAGAAACACAUGAUCCGGUUCGCGCUGAACGAGAAUUCCAGCACGCACUCAAUUUUGAGACGACAUUUGUACGACGAGUAUCACGAGUGGCUGCAUCCAUCUUGCAGGUGUAAGGAUGAUUCUGGUGAUGACGUACCUUACAGAUUUUCCACCAUCGCUCAUUCUUAUUUUGGUUUCUAUGCUGACCAAUUCUGGCCGAGAGGUCGGCCCAUGAUCCCGAAGAUGAUUCAUCGGUGGCUGUCGCCCCGUGCUCUAGCAUACUGGUACAUGUAUGGAGGUUAUAGAUUGCAGUCUGGGGACAUAUUGUUGAAGCUCAAGGGAGACAAUGAGGGAGUUGAGAAAGUUGUGAAAGCACUACGAGCCAGAUCCCUUGAGUGCAGAGUGAAGAGAAAAGGUAGGGUAUUCUGGAUUGGUUUCUUUGGCAACAGCUCUACAUGGUUUUGGAAGCUGGUCGAACCGUAUGUGCUAGAAGGGUUGCAAGAUAACUUGCAAGGAGGCAACCCAAACGAUUCUGCAGAAGCUCGAGAUGUGAACUUUGACACCGAGUCCGAUGGAGAAGAAUCGGAACAGAACGGUAGCAGCAGUUAAAAUCGUGUUGUGUACACACUGCUUGAUUGAUGGAGAAUAGAGGUGAUAAUGUAUACUGUUAAUCCUGUAGAGUUAAAAGUUUUACUUGAUUAAUCUGAUGACUAAGCUGUGAUUUGAAGUUACCGGCCAAUUUUCUGCUGCUAUUAUUGUGUACUUAUCAUUUGCAUUAUCCCUGGAAUCUUAGCACGUACUUUUUACAUCGAAAGAGCUUUCGACUAAGUAAAAUGGGUUGCAUCUCUAAGGCCUAUGCUCCUUAGGAACAAGUUCAAUGUUUUCGGAGGUCGAUGUAAGGGUGUCUCUCUUCUUCAAAGUUACCAGAGUGCUUGUCGAUGGAGAAGCGAGAGGAAUGUUCAAUAUGGAAAGAGGACUUGAGCAUGGCAAUUCACUAUCCCCAUUCUCUUUGAUCUGGCCAUGGAUAUUCUCUUCCAUCUGCUGCAAAAGGUGAGGAUUUUAGAGCACAUCUCAGCCUUCUGCUUAAGACAUGGAGAAGUAACAUCUUUUGUAUGCUGAUGAUGCAAUAAUCUUUUACGAUGCUACAAAAGAAUAAGAAGAAGUUAACAAGCCAACAAGAUAGUUCACGAGUUGAACUCAACAAGCCACUAAGUUGAGUUGGCUCGCAAGUCCCUUUCUAGAACUGGGUUUUUUUUUUUUUUUUAUGGCUUUCUGCAAAAGGAUCUUAACUCAGUACACACUGAAGAACAAAGGAUGGUCUUGUGUCAAAUAGGUGUGCCUUGUGCAAAACACACGAAGAAGACAUAAAUCAGAUCUUCCUUACCUGGCUACAACUUUGUGAAAAAUGUAUGGAAAAGAUUAGGGAAAUAUGUUCACUUUGUCACUCUGAUUCAGAACGAGUUUCAGUUAGUUGUUAGAGAAUGACCCCACCGAACCACUAAUGGACGUCAAAAUGGUGCUCGAAGGUAUUGAUCCAUGAAAUUUACUGGUAAUCGGGAAGGAACUAAAGCUGAGAAUAUCAA
Linum trigynum is the source of this 5970-nucleotide messenger RNA. Lineage: Eukaryota; Viridiplantae; Streptophyta; Magnoliopsida; Malpighiales; Linaceae. The record is from the annotation of a GenBank genome assembly.